GCGCGGGGGGUAGGCUGGUCCAGAGCUUCCUGCGCUACUUCAGAUGGUCCGCCAACAAAUAGCCCGCCAGGAAGAAAGCGGGAAGAAGGGAGUCUUUUCUGGCAAGGAGGGAAGGAAAUCCCCCUCAGAGGCGGAGAGCAGGAGAGUCGCCAGCGCAGCCUCCGGCCACCAGGGGCAGCUCCGUCCCGCCAAAAGCACCUCGGCCGAGCCGGUCGCAGACGCCGGGGGAGAACAAACAGAAAACGAAGCGCUUUCCUCGCCGGUCGGAAGGCGGGCGCGGCGGCCAAGUAUGACCCCUCCGACUUUCCGUUUCUCUUUCCCGCCGCUUGCCUCCAGCCACCGAGCAGCUGCCUCAGGCAUCUAAUUUUCUUUUUAAAAUAAAUCAGCGGUGUGAUGUAAAACUAAAAGAGUGGCAAACAGCAAGAACUGCAUAAAGACAAGUGAAACACUCAAAACAGAAAACACAAGAUGAGCACAUCUGGAGGAACUUGUGGAAGUCCAAACUCCACAGAACCUGCUCCUGAUUACUUCAAGGAAUUGUGGUCCAAAUUGAAGGAAUGCCAUGAUAAAGAAGUAAAAGGAUUACUGGCAAAGAUCACCAAGCUGAAAACAGAAAGGUGUUUAAAACACAUGCGCAGAAUAGCUAUAAUUUUGUUGUACUAUGCUACCACUUCCCUCUUCCAUCAAGCACCAUCCUUCACCUCUGUCAAAUUCAUGUUACUUAUAGUGGAAGCCAAUGGAACUGUGACCAUGGAUGCAGAAAGACUCGAAGAGUUUUACACCAAAAACCAGCAGCUUAGAGAGCAACAAAAAUCAUUGCAUGAAACGAUUACAGUUUUAGAAGAUCGGUUAAGGGCAGGAUUAUGUGAUCGUUGUGCAGUAACUGAAGAGCAUAUGAAGAAAAAACAGCAGGAAUUUGAAAAUAUUCGGCAACAGAACCUCAAGUUGAUUACAGAACUGAUGAAUGAAAGAAACAAUUUACAGGAUGAAAAUAAAAAGAUUUCUGAACAGCUUCAGAAGAUGCAAGAGAAGAUAGAGGAGCAAGAGCAAUACAUGGAAGAGUUUGUUCCAGAUUCACCUGUUCAGUCACUUUCAAUGGUUAAUCAACUGCGCCGAAAACGGGAGAAUAGACAUGUCCAGUACACAGAACAAAAGGGUCCAGAUUUGGAACAGACAGGAAGACCUCACAAGCUUGGGAAGAUCCCUCUUUCAUCCACACAAAGGGAUGUCUGUCCUGAAGAAGAAGUAUUAGUGUCUGAUACCUGCGACCCACAGCUCUCCCCAGUAUCACGUAAAUUUAAUGAAAAAAUAGCAGGAGAGCGCACUGCUACAAGAUCACCAUUUGCCUUGGCAGUUGUUGUUGCAGAAACACUUGGACUUGAUGAGCCUGAACCUCGGAAUAAAGCACAGGGAGAUUUCAGAAAACAGUUGGUUCAUGUGUUUCCUAAAAGUAAUGGUGACAACUUGGAAUUUUCAGAUCCACCUGAGGACGCUUCUCCACUUACAGACUGGGAUUCUAAGGUACCUUCUCCUGUUUUUGGAGCCUCUGCAAAUGUGAAGAAGAGCAGCUUGGGCCACAGUACAAGUCUUUCCUCUUCUGUGUUAGCAACAGGACGUAAGUCAAAUCUGAAAAACAACUCCAUCAACAAUUCUUCCUAUUCUAGAUCUGAGAAAGUGAAAUCAGUAUCUGAAGAUGUUGCUUUUGUUGUACCGCUUAACCCUGGGACUGAAAUAACCUCUGUUAUCAGCCAGGCUCCAGCCGGUAAGCAAGUGGUUCUGAAACAGAAUGCAGAUGAGCCCAUAACAUGUGUGACCAACACACAUUUAGAUAAAGAUGAGACAGGCAAGAGUGACUUCCUUCUCCCAUCACAGAAACAAUUAGGCAGCCGAUGCCCUAAAAGGAAGAAACCUGAUGAAAGGAGUUCGCAUGUGAUCAGCUCUGAAAAAGAAAAUGCCUUCCCUUCCCAUGCAGACAAUCCUCCUAUCAAUAGAGAUAAAAUAACUGAUAAGCCUUUAGAUUUAUCUGAUCGCUUUUCGGGUUUUCGCUGUCAAGAAAAAAGCCAUGUAAGUGCUGAGACCUCCAAAACUAGGCUGAGGCAGGCAACUCUUUGUGAUGUUUUUCAACCACCAGUGAAAGAUUAUUCAUCUAAAACCAUCGUUGGUUAUCUAAUGAGCCAAGAUUCACCAGAGGAUCCCUGUGUACAGGAAGCAUCCCUGGAGAGAGAACCUCAAGUACAGAUAAAAGAAGAGAUCACUUCCUUUUGUAAUCCACCAAACGACGUCCUGGAAUCAGAGCUCUUUGAAGAUAUGGAGGCUGCUGCUGUCCAUAAACCAACAAAUAAGAGGAUAAGGUUACAAACUGCAGUAGGUGAGCCAGCAUCUGUGCUUCAACCAAAUCCUUGCAGAGUGAAAAAAGCCGCAAAUCUGCACAAGGAACAAGAUAAUUCACCCUUGGAAAAUGUGCAGUGGAGCAUAGACCCAGGAGCAGACCUUUCCCAAUACAAAAUGGAUGUUACUCUGAUAGAUGCAAAAGAAGGGAUCCAAACAAGAACUGAAGCAGAGACUGUAGACAUGGACUAUACAUAUGUCAGUGAUAGUAUUCUAGUAAGAAUGAAAAAUCAAGAACAUAAAGAAGUAAACAGUUCAAGAGAGAAAAGAAGAAACGACACCUUUGCAGAAAUAUUUGAUCGGACAUCAUAUGAAGAAUAUGAAUCCUAUCUAGAAGAUGACAAUGCCCUAGGAUGUAACAAUAGGGAGUCUUGUCAGGCGGAAGAGGAAGAAAAGAAGGAAAUGUCAACAGUAAAGAAAAGCUUACAGAGGCAUGGAGACAAACAAGAUAAAACCAAACAGAAGGCUUUUGUGGAAUCAUAUUAUAAAAGUGAUGAAAGAAGGAACACUGUAUUAGAUUUUCCUCACAUUGAGGUGGUCCGUAAAAAAGAAGAAAGGAAAAAAUUACCUGGACACACUUGUAAGGAAUGUGAAAUUUACUAUGCAGAUUUUCCAGAAGAGGAGAGGGAAAAGAAGUUAGCUGCCUGUUCAAGGCAUCGGUCUCGCUAUGUUCCUCCUGAUACACCAGAAAAUUUCUGGGAAGUCGGAUUCCCAUCCACCCAGAAGUGUGUUGAAAGAGGCAAGUUACAUAAAAGAGGAUCUUGCUCCCUGCCAGCGUCCUAAAAGAAGACAGCCUUAUAAUGUGAUGUUUUCUCCAAAAGGCAAGGAACAAAAAACAUAACUUGAGGAAUAACCUUUUACAAAUUGAGAAAUCCUUUCGUUUGUUUCCAUAAAUAUUUAAAGUCAGUGAAAAAAAUAAAUCCAUCUGAAAAUCAUGGUACCUAAACACAACUAUUUAAUGUAUAUAUAUUUUGGGUUUUGUAUAUAUGUUUGUGUCUUGUCCUGAUUUUGCACCUUGUAGUUUGGAGGACCUGUUUUCUGUUCCUUUGGAGUCUGCAGUUCAUCUCCCUACUGGCUACAUUUACAUGGUGUAAGUUGGUGUCACUUUCGGGGGCCAAGCACAUUGCAGCUGCUAACUUCAGGUGUAGGAGAUUCCUGUGAACUUUAGUUGGAACUUUAGAGGGUGCUUCCAUGUUGCACUGGAUAACUUAAAUAAUUUGUAACCACUUUCCUUUUGUAAUAAUUUUUGGAAAAAAAUUAAUAAAAAUGGAUUUUCUUAA
This is a messenger RNA of Podarcis raffonei (Aeolian wall lizard), 3668 nucleotides long. It is a transcript of the gene RBBP8, whose product is annotated as RB binding protein 8, endonuclease. The transcript has 20 exons. The record is from RefSeq and is a predicted model, not a curated record. The coding region runs from base 469 to 3171 and encodes 900 amino acids. NCBI's taxonomy places the organism in Eukaryota, Metazoa, Chordata, Lepidosauria, Squamata, Lacertidae. Gene Ontology annotation, molecular function: damaged DNA binding; Y-form DNA binding; single-stranded DNA binding. Gene Ontology annotation, biological process: DNA double-strand break processing involved in repair via single-strand annealing; double-strand break repair via homologous recombination. Gene Ontology annotation, cellular component: site of double-strand break.